GUGAUCUCAGUCUUCUGCUGUUGACAGCUUCCCUAGUUGAUGCUUUUUCUCUCCCCGCCUGCCUUCAUUUCCGGGGUCGCCUUGACAGCCAGCCGAGCCACCCUCCUGGACUGCUGGAGCAGCUGCGAAAAAGGGGCCGCCUCAGACGUCGUGCAUGGAACUAUGGAAGUCAGAAGGAAGAGAAACCAUACUGCUGCUGAACUGAUGUUUCCCGAUCUGGCUGAUCUGGAGCCUGGGGACUUGAUUGAAGUCUUUCGCUUUGGAUACCAGCACUGGGCCAUCUAUGUAGGAAUUGGCUAUGUGAUCCAUCUGGCCCCACCAACUGAAUAUGCUGGAGCGGGCUGCGCCAGCCUCAUGUCCACUUUGACUGACAAGGCCCUGGUCAAGAAGGAGCUGCUGAGGGACGUAGUUGGGAGGAACCGCUACCGAGUUAACAACAAGCACGACUCCAAGUAUCCCCCUCUGCCCAGGACCAAGAUUGUCCAGCGGGCCGAGGAGAUGGUGGGCCAGGAGCUCCUGUACAAAGUCACAAGUGAGAACUGUGAGCACUUUGUCACCGAGCUGCGAUACGGCGUGGCCAAAAGUGACCAGGUCCGAGAUGCCUUGGUGGGCGUUGGGAUUGCAGGGCUGGGCUUGGCCACCUUGGGAAUCAUCGGUGCCAUGGUCAAGAGGAAGAGGCAGCAACAGAACCAAUAACAGAACCAAUUACAGAGACUCUGAGACUUCUGUGUUCUCUUGGGUUGUUUUGUCUGUUUUGAUAGUCUAAAAAAUGUGGGUUUCCAUUGGGGGACGUUGCCCCGGAGUCCUUCUAACCCAUAACUCCCUGCCAGGAUUCCCAUGGACUUGCAAGUAAAAACAGGUGGGAUGGCUCAUACAUAUAACUAUGCUGCCUCCAUUGUGUAGAGAGAGACUGGAUUGGCUCGAGAAGAGUCUCUUAUGUACGUGUCAUCAAAUUGCAACCAACGUAUGGCCACCACGAAAGGUGCUUUCAAGCCAAGUGAGAAGCCCAGGUGAGUUGGUGGUUUGCCAUGGACCUCCCCUGCAGAGUCUUCCUUGGUGGUCUCCCAUCCAAGUACUGACCCUGCUUAGUUCCCAAGAUCCGAUGAGAUGGGGCUAUACCAUACCAUUCCACAUCCUGACAGGCGUCUCUUGGAAAGGUCAAAAUCCCGGUAGAAAAGGUUGCCAACUUCUUAUUCAGGCCUUGGUCCUACAUUUCACCUCAGCCUACAACUUGGGUUGCCAACUGUCGAACCGACCCCUGCUCCUGUGCCUUUAACAGUGGUUAACAGUGCCUUUAACAGUGGUUGGUUAGCAGCUGACCUUGCUCGGCUCUGUGUGGUGAGCAGUAUCACUUGCUGAGUUCUGAAUAGGAAACCUCCAUUACAGUUUCCACCCCAUAGUCAGUUGGCACCCCCCAAUUUGUAGAUGAGUAAUGCUGAGGCCGAGAAGGAGCAGCUUGCCUGUGAGAGAAACUUUAGAGUGGAGAGUGUUGGACUAGAAAGACCUGGGUUCCAAUUGCAGCUGGACCAUGAAGCUGAUUAGGUGACCUUUGGCCAGUCAUUCUCUAUCAGCAUACCCUACCUUGCGGGGUUGUCAUGGCAAUAACACAGAGGAGAGAACCGCGGGAGCCACCUGAAUGCCUUGGAGGAAGAGUGGGACAAAAAUGUGAUGGGUAGAUGGUCUGAGUCCACUGAGUGAGUUAGUGGAAGAGGCAAGGUUUGAAUUUGCCAUAUUUAUGCUUGUGGAGUGGCAACUCUGUUAUCAACUGGCAAGAUGUUCAGUAGUUAUUUAUAUGCUUAUAUUAAAUUUCUGUACCAUAGGUUAUGGAUCUGAAUCUAAGCAGUAGUGAAGUUAAGGUGUGGGUUCCAUAUGGAUACAAGUCACAUUUAAACAGGCCUUUGUGUGUGUGUGAGAUGGUCAUUUGUAUAAAGGAAGGAUGCCCUUGGUGGGAAAAGCAAGCUGUACCCUUUGCAUAGCCGAGCUCUUCGGGCAAGCUCUUGAACGGAACGUCUGGGCCUGCGUUGUUGCAGGCUGGAAGAUGUUCAUAAGGAAACUGUGAUUUGUUGUGAUUUUAAGUGGUUUGUAUUUGCUUUUGACCCAGAUUUUUAGGAAUGUUGGUUUUCGUUUGUAAACUGCCUCGGGCCCUUUGGAGAAGAAAGGCAGACUAGCUAGAAGUGAAGGAAAUAAAUUCAUCGAGUUGCUGACUCAGGGUAUGCAGAUCCUGACUCAGCGGGUGCUGUCCACAGAGAUUUCAGAAGGGUCUUAUGAGGGUUGAGAAUUUUAAGUGUUUUCAAAUGGGAUACCUUCUAGGGCACAGAGAAGAUGCCAGUGCUGAUAUGAGUUACAGUGCAACCCUUAGUGGAGUUACACUCUUGUAAAUCAAUGAGCUUUAGAAGGGCGUAACCCUGGUUAGACUUGCACUGUUGACCCGGCCACCCGCUUCUGAGAUCUCAGCACAUUUUGCAGUCAUGAGGGCUAGAAACUUGACAUCAUUUUUUAAAAAGCCAAACCCUGAAAGCCGAGAGGCGCAAGGGUGUGCACUCAGUACUACAACUGGUCUUUUUUUUCUGAGCAUCUUCACAACUGCAGCGUAGGAACGGGGCCAACAACAAUCCUGCAGAAGCGAGUCGCAAACUGUUGCAACUGAGACUGGUUUGCCUUGAUGGUGUUUCUCAGUAGAAUGAUUUUUGGCUCUGCCGCUGACUUGGCUGCUGUGCCGUGAUGGGAACCUCUCCUUUCAACAAUCCUGCGAGGUUGGUUUGGCCAAGUGGGUGUGGCUGGUUCAAGGUCACCUAGAGAUCUUCCAUUUUUUUUAGUGAUCAGCUCAACUUUAUUUGUUUUUUUAAAUAAUCUUUUUAUUAAUUUUAAUACUUUACAAACAUGAGAAUAUGUAUCGAAGGAUAGGUGCACAUCUUUUACGAUUCCUAAUGACACAACUUUUUCUUUUUUAGUAAUCAUAUAUGUAUCUGUACAAACAUUAACAAACACUACUAAACAGGCCAUGAACUAAAUUCUAAGCGACAACAGCUUAAAGUAUGUUGGUGAGUUUUAAAUAUGAAGCCUAAUGGAUACUGCAAAAAUUCACGAUUAAUCAUUAAAGAUUUAAAUUCAUAAUAGUACCAGGUGUCAAGAGAGUGGAGCAAGUAUUAGGUGUGCAAGAGAGUGAGAUAUACUGGGCUAUGCGAUUGGCAUUCAUUUGUUAGGACGUAGUCCAAGAAAGGAAGCCAUUUCUCACUAAAAUUAGAUGAUUUGGGAUAGAUUUCAGAUUGCUGCAAUCGGUCGGUAAUCUCCAUAAUGUAAUGAUCCCAGAUUUUAUUGAACCAAUUUUUGGAAGUUGGAGCAUUUGGAGAUGAGAUCUUCCAUGACGGAGUGGGGAUUCACAGAUCUCCACUCUGACCCUUUAAUUGCUAUACCGCACCGGCUCUCGCACCAUGUGGGUGCUGUAUCUGUUUGCCUUCACUUGGCAUUGGACACGGGCCCUGGGGUUUCCAGCUCUGGGUUAUGAAUUGCCUGGAGUGGAGGCUGCAAAGGGAGGAUAUUUGGGGAGGAGCAGGACCUCAGUGUCAUCUAAGGCCACAGAAUACACCUCCAUCCAUAUUCUCCAGGGGAACUGAUCUCUGUCGUCGGGAGAUCAGCCUUCGUUCUGGGAGAUCUCCAGGUCCCAUCUGGCAACCCUAGUGUGGCCCUGCUGCUGUCUAUAGUCCAGCAGGUAUCACAAUGCAGACUAAAGCUAAAAACGGAUUUUUAUAAAAGACACCGUGCAGUCUAACCGCAUUGCAAGUCGCCCUGUUAUUCUUCUCUGAUUGCAUUAAAAAUUCUUCUCUGUGGCCUGUAAACAGAAUUUUUACUGACCUUGGUUUUAACGGAUGUUUUAUUUUAUUAUGAUGUAAAUAUUUUGUCACUAAUAAAACUAUC
Gekko japonicus is the source of this 3915-nucleotide messenger RNA. Its product is annotated as HRAS-like suppressor 3. Lineage: Eukaryota; Metazoa; Chordata; Lepidosauria; Squamata; Gekkonidae. The transcript is spliced from 5 exons. Gene Ontology annotation, biological process: N-acylphosphatidylethanolamine metabolic process. Bases 40 to 696 code for a protein of 218 amino acids. The record is from RefSeq and is a predicted model, not a curated record. Gene Ontology annotation, molecular function: A2-type glycerophospholipase activity; glycerophospholipid phospholipase A1 activity. Gene Ontology annotation, cellular component: cytoplasm.